GGAUAUCGACGUUUUCAAGUUUCCUACCUUGAUUAAGUAAUAUCUGUAUUAUUCUUCAAUCGAUUGAAAACAUCAGGCACUCUCUGUUAACAAGUAAAUGUUUGCUGCUCGAAAGCAGGUUGUAACGAGGAAAUAAAAUAUAUUAGCUGGAAUUAACCGCCUUCUAGAACGGGAUUUUAAUAGUGGAAAUUGAAAUAGUAAAGUAUUGUUCCUGGGUUAUUUGAAGGUUGUUGACGUGUUUUAAAGGUAUGUGAAUAUACCAAGCAUGGUGGCUUGGUCGUCUGUGUUUAUACCUGACGGGACCAGUCUGUCGUCUGACGGUUCGGACAAGCAGACGACAAAAGGCGCUGUCACGCUUGAGGAGACGCUCCGUUGUUACGUCUGUGAGGAAUACUUCACCAAGCCGCGCGUGCUGCCGUGCGGCCACAGCUACUGCUCCUCGUGCAUCCUGCAGCUUCGCGAGAACGCGCUUGCGGAGUUCAACAAAUCACGUGAUCGGAACGCGCACCGGCGCGGGGAGUGUGGGUUCUUCACGUGUCCUUGGCCCAACUGCCACUACUCGAUGCGUAUCAUGAACGUCUACCGUUGGACGCUCCGAAACAAAGCGCUCGCCACUGCCGUCGCCGCCGCUAAGAAACGGGAAAGUGAAAGAGAGUCGGUCUCAGUGCAGACGGAUGUGGACUGGUCGCAGACGAUCGUCUCAAUCUCAUCUGCUGUGAUGAAUCCCCUGGGCAAACGUCACAGGCGCCACGUGCCCACCAAGACGACACCGGAAGUGCUCUACCAGCAAAUGAUCCAAAACACUGUGUUAGUGGACAGUAUCUCGGACAGCAAACACUGUCGUCUGCCAUGGAAUAAAAAUGGCGGGAAAACGUCCUGGGCGUCAUAUGUGUUUUUGUUCGGUAUGACGAUCGUAGACCAAGCCUUAAAACCCUAGUAGGGUUAAUUAUAUUUACUUUAUAUAUGUGAUUCAUGCUUAAUUGAUGAGGGUAAAUUCACAAAACCGUUCAAGGAAUCUUCACACCUCACAACCAUUCUUUGCACGUUUCAAUCAUACAACUUAUACGUUGCAUCAAACUACUACCUACAAAAUGUGAUUAUUAUAGUGUACCCCUCUCAAUUAAGGAUCAGCUUACUGGGCUUUUUGGAGUCAUUUAUGCACAUCCUGAGUCCUAUCUUAUAUACCAGGCGCCUGGCAGGAAGGCAAUCGGUACACAUUCAUUUAACUAGCUGUUAGGACAGCAACCUGCCAUAUCAGAACACGCCCGUCCUUCGACCUCCCUUACCGUAGGCGGAUGCUCUUACCACUAGGCCACGGUCCACGUAGCAGAACAUCUGCCGAUGCUUCAUAAAUCUAUGUAAAACUUCAUUCGAUCAAAGCCUUAACAAAUAAGCAGUUUCGCCUGGCACAAUAACCUAUUUCUUGAUUACUGAGAACAAUUUCGAAACUACAGUAAUUAAGAAAAUAUGGGUGUUUGUGUCAAGACCAUGUUUCAAUGUAUAGUUUCUUAGGCUUACUAUUUAUAGAAAACCAAUUUAAUUGUCAGAGUUGUCAGCGCUCCUUUCAUUCGCUUAUUUCGAGUGUACCUCCGUUAAUUUCGCUUGUUCCUCCGUUUAAUUCGUUUAAUUCGCGUUCACCUCCGUUUAUUUCGCUUGCGCUUUCGUCAAUUUCGAGUGCAUCUCCGCUAUUUUCGACUGCAACUCCGCUAAUUUCGCGUGCACCUCCGUCAAUUUCGAGUGCAUCUCUGCUAAUUUCGAGUGCAUCUCCGCUAAUUUCGAGUGCACCUCCGUUAAUAACGAGUGCACAUCCGUUAAUUUCGGUUGCACCAUUUGUGCAAAUGGCAUCAAAUGAGCAUCUAAAACAUUGGUUCUAUCGAUUAUUAAAUAGAUAAUGCAAUAUUUAGUGAUCAUAUCGUCUCGAAGGUGAAAUGAAACCACCAUCUAUGUGAAAAAGAAGCCAAAGCGCCGCGGAGCGAAUGCUAAUCUGUUCUUUACUUCCGCCGAACAACUGGAAUAACUCAAUAAUUCUUCAUGCCAGAAUUAUAAUCAUUGCAAUAUAUGUUCAUUUGUCUCUGACAACAUGCGUGUAAGUUUUAUUUAAAGAUCUCGGACGUUUUUUUCUUCAAAAAAUGAUGAGCUAGAAACGUUAGAAGCUUUCUUCUCCGUUUAAUUAAAUUCAAAUUUUGAAGAAUACAAAUGUCAAUGUUCAUUGAAUCUGUUAGAAAGGACACUGGAACUAUGAAAUACAUGUAACGUGUUAUGCCGAUGUGUAGUUUUGUUUCACGCUCUAUACUUUCCGAUAUACGAAUCACAACUUCAUACCAAACCCAUUUUAAACAGUGUACACAUAUCACUUCAGACAUUUUGUCAUCCACUCAGUGUUUGUGAAUCAGUCAUUGCUGUGAUAUAGUUUAUUUCCCCUGUUAAGGAAACAUUUCCCAUCGUUUAUUGUACAGUAGAUGAGAUUCAAUUGCAUUUUUGUCAGACUUCAUGUUACUCUCUUCUUUGUAGCUAAAUUCACAAUACAUGUGGUAAAAUGAUAUGUAAUUGAUAUCUUCAGCUGUUUACCAGCUAUGCCAACAUUUACAUUUGAUGUGUUCGAAUCAAUAGCAUGAAUCAUCGCUGACAUCUUUAAAGGGACACACUCGCGACCAUUUUGUUUAAAGUGUAUUGCAAUUGAGAUAUUUUACUUACUUUUAUGAACAAACACAACUCAAUAAAUGGCCGAUCAUAACUAGUUUGGACAAAAUUUUGUAAAUCCAAGCCUAAAAUAUUUCUAUUUUCAAUAAAGUUACUACUUAUUUUGGCCAAAUAGAGCAUUUUCUGUGACAUUUUUUGAGUAAUCACUAUAAAAACAGCUUUAAUUUGAAAUUUUGCUUUAUUUUUUUAACCAUUUAUACAUUCAUAUAUAAUAUUAUACUGAUGGAAUA
Molecule: messenger RNA, 2930 nt
Organism: Mya arenaria
Lineage: Eukaryota; Metazoa; Mollusca; Bivalvia; Myida; Myidae
Exons: 2
Coding region: 266-937 (223 amino acids)
Source: RefSeq, a predicted model, not a curated record